Megalopta genalis is the source of this 4395-nucleotide messenger RNA. The record is from RefSeq and is a predicted model, not a curated record. Lineage: Eukaryota; Metazoa; Arthropoda; Insecta; Hymenoptera; Halictidae.
AAAUGGCCUUACAUCGUGGUCUAAAUUGGAUGCGAUUAUUUGUGCAUGGGAACGAGGUUCCUCCAAACAAUUGCUCGUUUACACAAUUUAAUGCACCGGUAAUGUAUUCCGAUUUUUCGAAACACUAUACCGACGCAUGCAAAUCGUAUGUAUCUGAAACUAGGAUAAAAUGUUUCAUGAAUGUACGUUCGUUUUAGUUAGGUUACCUUAAAUAUUUGCAUUUUAUGUAAUAUUUUUAACAAUGUCGAAAAAGAAAAAAGGUGAAGCAUGGGGGGAAAAUGGAUUCGAAGAUUGGGGAGGGUAUAUGGCUGCUAAAGCUGCAAAAUUGGAAGAGCAAUUUCGAAAUGAGGCAACUAAAGAAUUCAAAGAUGCAUCAAACAUAAUGGAAGGAGUUUCAAUCUUUGUAAAUGGCUAUACAGAUCCAUCAGCAGAUGAACUUCGUCGUUUAAUGAUGGCACAUGGGGGCACUUAUCAUCAUUAUAUGAGACCUAAAGCCACAACUCACAUUAUCGCAUCCAAUUUGCCUUAUUCUAAAAUAGUAUUAUUCAGGAAAAGUCAGAAUCCAAUGCCUAUAUGCAAACCAGAGUGGAUUGUAGAUAGCAUAAAGGCUGGUAGACUAUUGAACUUCCAAAAAUAUUUACUUUACUCGAAUUGCACUGAUAUGCAACCGCAAUUAAAGUUCAAGAGGAUAGAUGAAUUAAUGGGGUUAAAUGUCAAAGUGCAUGAUAGCACAAAGAAAAAUAAUGACCUCACCAUUUUGCCAAAUGAUACUGAUAAUGUAAGCAAUGCAUUGAAAAGCACAGCCACGAAUCAAGAAGUCUCGAAUCCUAUCGUAGCCCAUGGUUCAAAAGAGUCUAAUUCGACAAAAAAUCCAGAAUUCAUAUCAGAAUUUUAUAGUCAUUCACGUUUGCAUCACAUUUCAACUAUGGGAGCAACUUUUAAAAAUUAUGUUAAUGAAUUAAGGGACAAAAGUGAUGGAAAAUUUCCUGGACUAGACAAAUUGAAAAAAUUCAGAGAUUUAAAGUUACACCAGUCGAUGUCAGAUUCCCAGAACAAUUUUGAAGAUGAUACAUUCGAUUUCCAAGAAGAGAAUAGGACAGAUAGUAAUCAGGGAUCUGUAAUAAUGCAUAUAGACAUGGAUUGUUUUUUUGUCUCGGUUGGUCUUAGGAACAAACCAGAAUUAAAAGGGUUGCCUGUUGCAGUGACCCAUGCAAAGGGCAACAGGCAGCCUGCAGGUAAAGAUAUCGCACAAGACGAGUUAGGGUCGUUAUCAGAAAUAGCGUCUUGCUCUUACGAGGCGAGAAAAGCGGGGUUGAAAAAUGGCAUGUUCCUAGGGGAGGCUUUAAAAAUAUGUCCUAAUCUGAAAACAAUGCCAUACGAUUUCGACGGAUACACAGAAGUAUCUUACACGUUGUAUGAUACUGUAGCAUCGUACACGUUGAAUAUCGAAGCGGUCAGUUGCGACGAAAUGUACGCUGAUUGUACGAAAAUACUCGAAGAAUGUUCCCUGACACCAUUGGAAUUUGCUGAUGCGAUUAGGCGAGAGAUAAAGGAGAAGACAGGGUGUCCUGUGUCGACAGGAUUCGGUAGCAAUAAAUUGCUGGCGCGGCUGGCAACUAGAAAGGCAAAGCCUGAUGGUCAGUUUCACUUGAAACAAAACAUCGAUGCAUGCAUCGGUGCACUCGAUGUGCAAGACUUGCCAGGAGUCGGGUGGACUACGACGAACAAAUUGCAUUCCAUGAACGUCCGUACCUGUGCGGAAUUACAGACAGUUUCUUCGUCAACGUUGCAAAAGGAAUUCGGCAAAAAGAUGGGAGAAGUAUUGUACAACAUGUGCCGCGGUAUAGAUCAUUCGAAAUUAAACUUGGAGCACGUUAGAAAAUCCGUUUCCGCUGAAGUUAAUUACGGGAUAAGAUUCGAGAGCAACGAAGAUGCGAUAGACUUUUUGAAAAAGUUAUCUGUCGAGGUGUCCAAUCGAUUAAGAAAUAUCAACGCCAGGGGUAGGAUCAUCACUUUGAAAUUGAUGAUUCGCGCUAAGGAAGCGUCGAAAGAAACUGCAAAAUUUAUGGGCCACGGGCUGUGCGAUUACAUGACCAAAUCAAAAAAUCUUAUCGCUUCUAUCGAUGAUCCUGAUAUUAUAGCAAAGGAAGUGAUAACUCUCUGGAAUCAAAUGCUAAAGGUGCCUGAAGAUGCUAGAGGCAUCGGCAUACAGGUGACUAAGCUAGAGAUAUCAAAAAGCAAAUCUCGCGAUAUGACUUUGAAAAGUUUCGUCACGAAGAAGAGUAAUGAUAAUGGUAAUCUCAGGGGAUUCGUGGAAAAAUCUUCAACCUCCGUCCCACCAAUUUCCGUUCCUUCAACUUCUGUUCCUUUGAAAAGUUUCGUCACGAAGAAGAGUAAUGAUAAUGGUAAUCUCAGGGGAUUCGUGGAAAAAUCUUCAACCUCCGUCCCACCAAUUUCCGUUCCUUCAACUUCUGUUCCUUUGAAAAGUUUCGUCACGAAGAAGAGUAAUGAUAAUGGUAAUCUCAGGGGAUUCGUGGAAAAAUCUUCAACCUCCGUCCCACCAAUUUCCGUUCCUUCAACUUCUGUUCCUUUGAAAAGUUUCGUCACGAAGAAGAGUAAUGAUAAUGGUAAUCUCAGGGGAUUCGUGGAAAAAUCUUCAACCUCCGUCCCACCAAUUUCCGUUCCUUCAACUUCUGUUCCUUUGAAAAGUUUCGUCACGAAGAAGAGUAAUGAUAAUGGUAAUCUCAGGGGAUUCGUGGAAAAAUCUUCAACCUCCGUCCCACCAAUUUCCGUUCCUUCAACUUCUGUUCCUUUGAAAAGUUUCGUCACGAAGAAGAGUAAUGAUAAUGGUAAUCUCAGGGGAUUCGUGGAAAAAUCUUCAACCUCCGUCCCACCAAUUUCCGUUCCUUCAACUUCUGUUCCUUUGAAAAGUUUCGUCACGAAGAAGAGUAAUGAUAAUGGUAAUCUCAGGGGAUUCGUGGAAAAAUCUUCAACCUCCGUCCCACCAAUUUCCGUUCCUUCAACUUCUGUUCCAUCAACUUCCGUUUCUUCAACUUUUGUUCCUUCAACUUCCGCUCCGUCAACUUCGAAAAAUAUAAUCGACGAUCAAAAGAAUGUAGUUGAUUCUUACGUAGACGAAGCUGUUCUUUCGGAACUUCCGGAAGAUAUUCGAAAGGAAGUCAUGGAUGUUCAAAGAAGAGAGAGAAACGAUGGAGAAGGACCGAGUACCGGUGCGUCAAAAACUGCGAAAAAAUCCGAGAACCAUGGGCAAACGUUGCCAGGAAACUUUUUUAAGCAAAUCAAAUCGGGUGUUUCGAGACCAGCGAAGGUGGACUUGCCUCCUUUGCAGGAAGUCGAUAUGGCCGUGUUAAUAGAACUUCCCGAGGAUAUACGAAAUGAAAUUCUUAACGAAUAUAAAGAUAAAAAGAACGGGGUCAACGCGAUAAAAGAAGAGAGUAAUGAUGCAAUUGGUUCGAACACAGUAUCAUCGAACGCAGUCCGAGCUAAUCGCGACGAGGGAAUUAUAAAUUUUUCACAAGUCGAUCCAGAAUUUUUGGCCGCGUUAUCGGAUGACAUGAAACGCGAAGUUGAAAAUUAUUGUACGGCUAAGAAGUCGGCACAGUCUUCGAAAAUGAAGAAAGAGGAGCCAGCUCGCAAAUUCGGAGGAGGGUUGUUAACGAGGAACGAGAACGUCGUGAAAGGAAGCAAACAGACUGACCGUAAAACGAAGAGCAGUGGUAAAAAUUCGAAAGCAACGUCGACGAAAAAUGGUAAAAAGAAAGGAAUAUUGAACGCGUUUAAAGCUAAACAGACUAAAAACAAGUGUGAAAGUAUACCGGUUCAGAAUGAUGGUACAAGUACCAGCAAUGGUAUUUCGAAGUGCAUACUGCCACGCUUGAGUGAAAUGGGAUCGACGAAUGAUCGAGUUACCGGAGACGAAGCCGAGGCCAUACUCUCACAUAAUCGCACUAUAUCGGAAGACAAUGAAAGUUCAAUUCAACAUCAAGACAUUUUAAUUGAUCUUGUAAAUCGCUUACUUAAUCUACCUCUAGAACAGGUGAAGAUGCAAAUACAAAUAUGGAUCACUAAUUCUAAGAUCGUGAACGAAGUAGAUUUUUUAUCACUCGCAACAUUUCUCAGCAUGCUUCCGGAGAAGAGACGCAUCGAAGAUUUACAUAUUUUAUUGAAAACCAUGCACAGAUGUAUGACAAAAACUGGAAAUUGCAUUUGGCAUAGGACAUACAGGAAAACAGUAAAAUACGUUCAACAUUAUAUGCAGAUCGAAUAUAACAGCAAUCUAAUGGUACCACCAAUCAAAUGCAAUCAUUUGCAGUGUAACAAUGAUAUAUAAUGUAAAUUUCUCGGAAUUGAAUAAAUUAAUAUUUUUACAAUGAG